UCGGUGUGUUCGAACUUGAACAGGCGGCGUGGGUUUUUGUUCAGCGUCAUGGCCGCACACGGUCACAGUUUUAUCCGGCUCCGGUUGCUCUUCGACUACCCRCCGCCUGCCGCGGUCGGCUGCCGGAUGUGCUGGCUGCUCGUGGACCUGAACUCGUGUCGCGUCGUGGCGGAUCUGGAGAGCGUGAUCCGGGAGAAGUUCGAGUUCAGCCGCGGAAGCAUCCUCAGCCUGUUCGUGGAGGACUGCUACCUGCCGCACACCGAGAGCAUCUACGUGGUUCGGGACAAYGACAGCGUCAGGGUGAAGGUGGACCAUUUGAGUCAGCUGAACGGGCACAGCAGCUUUUCAGACACCGCAGCAGAGACCUGCAGAAAGAGACCAAGAGACACCGGGGAGGACGGAUCAGAAGUGGAAAGCUUGAGUGCACAAUGCAAGAAGAAGAAGAAGAAAAAGAAGAAGAAACAGUCUCAGAAAGAAACAGAGAACUCAGCAGAAGGAAGCUGUUUGAUCACAGCUGCCAACAAGAACGAGGAGACACAAGGCAAAAAGCACAAAAAGAAGAAAAAGACAAAGACAGCAGCUAACAGUCAUGCUGCUACACCAAAACCAGCUGCUCCAAACAACAAGUCACUUUGUGUUAGUAAGACAAAUAAAAAGUCCAAGAACAUGACGACAGCAUCAUCUAAAAAACAGAACACCACCUCGUCACAGAGUAGUGUUGGCAGCAGUGAGGAGAAAAAAGCUCAAGGGAAAAAAACCAAAGCAUCAUCAUCUAUCAUCGUCUCAUCAUCAUCAUCCGCUUCCAAAAAAAACCCAAAACCUGUCCAGCCCCCCGCCCGAACCCCCUCGUCAUCAUCCUCAGACACAGACUCCUCGGAGGAGGAGGCUGUUCAAGUCCCGCCAAAACCCAACCCUCUAACACCCUCCACGCAGUCCAUAAACUCUUCCCUGACACCUCCYGCCGGACCAGUCCGGGCCCCCGCUGACACGCUCACAGAGCCUCGACAUCGAAACAGCAGCCAGCUGGUUAUCGGACAUCAGCAACCCRCCCAAAGCCUGGCGGGCCGCAGCAGUGGGCAGGAAGGGUUUUUGGCAGGUACUGGUCAUGGAGACAGGGGGAAGGCUGAAAGUAGCUCUGAGUCCAGCUGCAGGGAUGCAAAGGAGCCUUCCUACCAGACGGAUUCCCUGACCAACGUGUCCGUCGUCCYUCAGAAUGAAGCAGAACAUGCUCCUCAGAAGGACUACAGCUCAAUGCCUCUGUUAGCUGCACCCCCACAGGUGGGCCAGACCAUCGCCUUCAAGCUGCUGGAGUUAACAGAGAACUACACACCUGAAGUAUCUGAAUAUAAGGAGGGAAAAAUCAUAAGCUUUGACCCAACAACCAAACACAUUGAACUURAACUUCUUAAUGCCUCUCAAGCAGCUCCUGUAGAACCUGGCAAGUUUGAUCUUGUCUAUCAGAACCCAGACGGCUCAGAAAGAGUAGAGUAUGCCGUUUCCAGAGGGUCAUGGGUGGCAGAACGCUGGGAGUCUCUGCUGGAACCACGACUCGUCAUUUAAUCAUUAUGCCACUUUAUUUAAAGACUUGGGUUUUUCUGAACUGGGACAUUUUUGUAUCGGAGAGUGAUCUGUCUGAAAUAAACUUUUUUUCUGAUAAAAUAUUAA
Messenger RNA from Austrofundulus limnaeus, 1665 nucleotides. RefSeq names its product coilin p80 (gene coil). Gene Ontology annotation, molecular function: U1 snRNA binding; U2 snRNA binding. Gene Ontology annotation, cellular component: Cajal body. The record is from RefSeq and is a predicted model, not a curated record. Bases 49 to 1560 code for a protein of 503 amino acids. Gene Ontology annotation, biological process: spliceosomal snRNP assembly. NCBI's taxonomy places the organism in Eukaryota, Metazoa, Chordata, Actinopteri, Cyprinodontiformes, Rivulidae. The transcript has 7 exons.